ACAAACAAACAAACAAACAAACAAACUUUGGUUGGAACCUGAACAGCUCCACAGAGUGGUCCUUGUGUAACUCUAGCUCUGGAAGGCUUUGGUUUUAUAGGCCCCUUAAAGGAGGCACACUAGGCAUGUCUACCCACGAGUAAGUUGUUGCAGCCUUGGCAUUAUUGUAAGUCAAAACAUUUCUAUAAAUGACUGCCUUCCAACAUUUUAAAGGUAAAAAUAAGGAUAUUCUGUGGUACUUCCUAUAGAUAUUUGGCUGAACAUAUUUUCACAUUUUGUUUUCCCACUUCCACUAUGCUUUAUUUAUUUAUCUUGCCCAUUAUUUAAAAGCCAAGAGCAUGUUUCUUCUUUUAGUUACAGACACAUCAAACACAUUUUCCGUAUCAUGUAAAAAAAUGUUUCAGGUUCACCUCAGCAGCUCAGUGUAUAAAAAUGUUGGACAUGCUCUCUAUAUGAUGCUUUAGGAUUUGUGUUAGCAUAUACAUGCACACACAUGCAUGUAAGGGAUAGGAUGUACUAUCUGAUUAGUCUCUAGUGAUUCUACAGAGAGAGUUGAAAUCUUAAGGCUAAUCCCUAGCAAUUCAUGCUGGAACUCCUUUUGCAAAAUCACUGUUUAAAAGUUUGCAUUUGAAAAGUCAAAAUGGCAAUGGUGAUUACCACACACAGAUAAAUGACAUGUGAAACAGUUGGACCACAAAUCCCUUCUGACUUCCACAUGUUUGGUACAUGGAAAAAGCAUGCCAGAUAUUCAGAAAUUCAAAGGCAACACAUAUUUUGCUCUAGCCAUAUAUAGCAAUAAUUUGACAGCACUAGAGUGGUAAACCUUUCCCUCCCAGCCUGCUUUCUCUCUGAAAUGUCCUUCCUAUAGAAUGUGAAUAUUGCUGAAGAGGGUCAUGGAGGAGAGGGGUUUCACGGGGUAAACCUGCUAAGAGGAAAUAUUAAAUACCUGCCUUUGCCUUGCAAAACUCUUCCAAGAACACUUACUGACAAAGAAGGAGCCCAUCCAGCCAACGUCAGAGUGUAAUGUGUAGUUCGACUCUUGUUUACAGCUGUGAAGUUACUGCAUAGAAAAUAACAACAAUGUGAAUAUGCUAAUAGCAGAAACACAUUUAGUUUACUGAUGUUUCUGGAGGGUGAGGGAGAAGGACAACUGUUAGAAUCCUCAGCUUACAUUAUUUUGAGCAUGAAUGUUAGCAGAAGCCUGAGGGCCCCACUGCAGCAGGCUGAAACAGGCGAUGUGCAGAAAACAUAUCAGACCAAAGCAGGCAUGUGGAGUAGUGGGGGUGAGAUGGGCUGGAACGAGAGACACACAGGACUGAAAGAAAACCCUGUUGAAAGCUAUGAGCUGUCAGGGCACAGAUGUCAGUUGUGUGUGAACACAAGACAUUCUGGUCUUAAAGAGGUGUGCAACAGGUAAUUCAGCAUGGAAGAAGAAAGAGAGAGAUGGAGAAGCAAGAAGAGGCUGUAAACUCCAGACCAGUAAGAAAGUAGUGUACCAUCAUAGGGAUCACAGACUGUGUAUGAUUUUACGUGUUCUAGGAGGAAAGGGUGGUGGGUGGAGCAGUUUCCAAGUUCUGUUUUCUUGAAGGAUGUUAUUCUGACCAAACUCUCUGCCACUCCUCCUCUUCAGCGCCUUCAGCCAGAGUAAGAAGGGAAGGCUUUGUCUCUGAUCUUAAAUGAUACAGUUUGCAGUCCUUUGAAGAGACGGCAGAGGGGAAAACGAACCAACAAGAAGUUUCACAGAGAACUCUACAGUGAAAAUAUGAGGACUCCUCCACAGACAUCUGAGUUCUCAGGAGGGGCUGCGAAGAGAUGUCAACGUGGAAAAAUCCUGCUCGUUUUCUCGCUGCUGCUCAGUGCUGUUGUUGGCCUUGUGCUACUCAUUGUCUUCACCACACGCCGCAUAGAAACCUGCAAUACACCAGCUUGCCUUUUGCUCCUGACAAGAUUGCAACAGGCCCACAACAAUGCCAUAGAUCCUUGUGAGGAUUUCUACAGUUACACCUGUGGCAACUGGGAAGCUAACAACACACAGGGGAUGAAUAUGCCAGCGCUCAAUAUAUUUGAUGUACUCUUGGAGGAAAACCAGCUGAUCAUGAAGAGGCUGAUAGAAGAGCCACAGCUUGGGGUUAACAGCUCAGCAAAGGAGAAAGCUGUACGGUUUUAUACCUCUUGCAUGAAUACAGAACAAAUUGAAGCUCGAGGUUCUCAGCCUUUGAAGGAGCUCAUAAAUGAGAUUGGUGGCUGGAAUAUCACAGGCUCCUGGAAGGAGACGGAUUUUAAUGAGACACUUCAGAUCCUCAUGGAAAGAUACAACACUUUUCCUUUCUUCAAAGCCUACAUUGGGCCCAGUUCCUCUGAUCCAAGCACCAAUAUUAUCCAGAUCGACCAUCCAGAGUUUGAGUUGCCACCAGAAACACACUUCAAGACCACAAGGAAUUAUCCCCAGGUCUUGCGUUCAUACUACUUGUACCUCUUGAACCUAGGAUUACUGAUGGGAGGGAGUACAAAUGUUACCUCUACCUACAUUUCUUUGGCAUUCUCCUUUAUCUCAAAUCUCCAGAAGGCAGUUACCCCUUUGAGAAAGCGCCAGGAAAAAAGGAUGCUGUUUUAUCACACCACCAUCAGGGAACUCCAGGAAAAGGCCCCUGCUAUUGAUUGGCUGUCAUGCCUUCGGGCAGCUUUCCAUCCGGUGAAGCUGAACGUGUCUCAACAAAUUGUGGUGCACGAUAUAGAAUAUUUAAAAGGAAUGUCGCAACUGAUUGAAGAAUGGCAGAAGAGGAGAGAUGUUCUGCAGAUCUACAUGAUACUGUGCUUGGUGAGAAACCUUUCGCCAGCCCUAGACAGACGAUUCCAAGAAGCUAAUCAGAAACUGACAGACAUGAUAGAGAGCAGUACAACGGAAUCACUUACAGUUAAACCGGACCGCUGGAGAAAAUGCCUGAGUGAAACCAGCACUUUUUUUGGGCCUAUACUUGGGAAGAUGAUUGUGCAGGAGAUUUUCCCCCAGAAGGCCAAGGAUCUCGCUGAGCUGAUAUUUGCUGAGAUCCGCAAUACCAUCCAUAGCCAUCUGGAUUCUGUAGAAUGGAUGGGUUACCAAGCCCGUCAAGAGGCCAAGGAGAAAAUCUAUAGUCUCCAUGUGGAGAUUGGAUACCCAGAGAAAAUCUUCCAAACAGAUGAAGUGGAUGAUGAAUAUCAAGAGCUGGCCAUUUAUGAGGACAACUUUUUCCAUAAUGUGGUUUCUUGCCUGAAGUCUCUGAGGAAGAGGUUCUUGCUCGGACUUGUCAAUCCUCAUCUACAGGAUAACUGGGAAGUUGUUCCUUGGUCUGUACAUUCAUACUACUCCCUGAGGCGCCAUGCUGUCGUUUUCCCUGCUGGAAUGUUCCGCAGCCCUUUCUUCCACAACGAAUUUCCUAGUGCUGCAAACUUUGGAGCCAUGGGGUUUUUCAUGGCACAUGAGCUACUACACUCUUUGUAUGAUUUUGUACUGACCAAAAACUGUUCUGAUUGCGACAUUAAAGCAAUGGAACGAGGUAUAGAUUGUCUCAUGAGACAGUAUGAAAGCUAUUCCCUAGAAGGCCACAGCAUCAAUGGCUCCUUAACCUUAUUAGAGAAUGCAGCUGAUACUGGUGGACUUGCCAUUGCUUACCAGGCCUAUCAAAACUGGUUGACAAAACACAGAAGGAUGAAGGAGUUACCUUGGGAAGGGAUCUCGCACCACCAACUCUUUUUCAUCAGCUUUGCCCAUGCAAUGUGUGGGCGCCAGAGCCCUAAGAGACUGGAAACUUUCUUACACAGGGAUCCACACAGCCCCCCAAUACUCCGUGUCCUUGGGUCAUUAAGCAAUAGCCAGGAUUUCUCCAGGCAGUUCCACUGUCCAAGUAAGUCACCCUUGAACCCACCUCUGAAGUGUCACAUCUGGUAAAACAAACUGAAGAGUACACGAGACAAGUAAUGUCACAGACGAAACAAAACCAGAAACUGAAGCUAUGGGAUCUUGUGGAUUCGGUGACAUUUGCCAUGCCCAUUGCAUGCACUUUCUCGAUUAUUUCCUAUGCAGUUUUUCUUCUUUAGUCCACUAUUUCCAUCCACUGGUCAAGAUGGAAGAAGAUGCCAUCCAUUGACGAAGAAGGAAAAGCACACAGAGAAGAUACUACACUGUAGAAGUGUUCUACUAUUUUUUUUAACCUCCUACCCUCAUUUAGGGAAGACUCGGAUUGGGGAAGCGAUCAUUUGAAAAUCUUUCGUGACUGUGUCCAAUGAUUGUGUUCCACUCAAAUACAAAAAUGACAACUUUCUGACUAUUGUGACAGUACGGGAGGAUGAGGCACUAAGACUCAAUAUAUGCCAAAGGAUGGUCUACACUGAUUGUAGUUUAGAACUAAACCAUAAUCUCAUUCUCAUAGAGGUGGUAAAUCAGAUUCUGGGCUAUAUCAUUUAAUAAUGUAGGUGUGUGUGUGUGGGUCAACUGAAUUCUUUCCUAUAUAUUAAACAAAUUAAAACACUCGGCAGCUGGGAGAAGAGAUAUAUCUUUGCCCUCUCCCUUAAAUUCUAAUUUUCUAGGUUUAUGGAUGUUGUUUCUUUUUGUCCUUCGGGGGAAGAGUAUUCUGUCUUGUUAACCUCCAUUUGAAGUUUACAGUGAUACACUGGUUAUCUCAGUGAGAAUUAAGCCAAUGUUCAAAGGUUUAAACCAUAGUUUAGUUUUGUGAGUCUGCUUUGCUUUUCUGACAUCUCAACUUUUUAAGGUUCUCUUCCAUCUGAAGACAAAGCAAAGGCCAUACUUACACUUAAAAAAUUAUACCCCAGAUCAAACUCUAGUUUGCACAUAACAUUGUUCAGAUCGUGGCUUCUGAUUCUAGUUUAUUGAUAGAUUGCACACCAUGGUUUAUAAGUUCAGACUUCACAACAAACCAUAAUUAAGUUAUGACAUGAUAUGAUAUUUGAAUUGGGCCCAAGUUGAUGGACAUGGCUUAUUCAAUGUGUUUUUAAUUUCGCAUGUUAUACAUGUGAGGAAAUACGGAGAUCUAGACUGAUGCCCACCCUUCACAGAGACAGAGAUUUU
This is a messenger RNA of Pogona vitticeps (central bearded dragon), 5062 nucleotides long. Lineage: Eukaryota; Metazoa; Chordata; Lepidosauria; Squamata; Agamidae. The record is from RefSeq and is a predicted model, not a curated record.